AUGAAUCUUAAGGCAAGGCAGAUCGCCCACGAGGCUCGGGGCGUAGAGAGUCCCAUGUCCAAGGGCUCCUCGAGCUUCCUUGCAUCGCCACGGUUUGCCCUAACAGGCACAUCAAUCACCAGUUCACCGUGGGUGCCGCCUGUGGCGGCAGCUUCGGCACAGUCUGGAGAUGCUUCGCCAUCGAAGGUCGAGUCGCCACGAAAGGCGCGUGAGGUGAUCCUUGGGCAGGAAGCUGAAGUGCGACGCCGACUCCAGUGGAGAGAAGAGCUUGAUAGGAACCUGCGCCGACUCAUGACAGACGUAGAGCUGGGUCGAGACCCGGUGAUGAAGCACCAUGGGCACAAGAUGGUGUGUGACCAGUUCGAUCGACUCUAUGGUUGGUUCAAAGAUGCAGGAGACAAGGAAGUGGCCAAGGAGCAGGAGGGACCUGCAUUCGUCCGCUACGAUCCAGCCAAGCCCGUCAUGGCCGGGUCAACGAGAGGAAUACCAAAGGCAUCCGAGCCUUUGUUUGUUAGAGAUCGACGUUCAGGCUGA
Messenger RNA from Symbiodinium sp. CCMP2592, 534 nucleotides. The record is from the annotation of a GenBank genome assembly. NCBI's taxonomy places the organism in Eukaryota, Dinophyceae, Suessiales, Symbiodiniaceae.